CCCAUAUACACAAGCGGCGGCAGAAGUGACCCAGUCCGUAUCGAGGUGCCGUAGAAGAAGGGUGAAGGGUCAGGCUGUUCCCCGUGAAGUAAUGACCGCCUGGCUUUGGUGAGGGUGGCAGCCAGGCAGACGAGGCCCCGCAGGAACAUGGACAAGGUGGCGAGGGCGGGCUGGGCGCUGCGGCGGGUGGCGAGGGCCGAGGUGUGGGCCGCGGCAGGUGCCCCAGACCCGUUAGGCAACAUUCCGCCGCCCAGGUUAAAGAGGGACUACAGCACAAUUCCUCAGCAAAAGCCAGACUGGAACAGAGCAGUGAGUGAUGCCGAGAAGAUUGUUGGUUACCCUACCUCCUACCUCACCUUGCGCUCCCUCUUGUCGGAUGAAAUGUCUAAUAUUGCUGUCCACAUGAGGAAACUAGUGGGGUCCUCACAUCCCUUGCUUAAAACUGCCAAACGUCUGAUAUACAAUGGUAGAAACAACAUGCAGACUCGUGGCCUCAUUGUGCUGCUAAUUUCCAAGGCAGCAGGACACCUCAACCCUGAAGAGCUGGAGCAGGAUCAGCCAGCAGGUGUUUCCCUCAGUCAGCGAAGUUUGGCAGAGAUCACCGAGAUGAUUCACACGGCCCAUUUAAUUCACAAAGGAGUUGUCAAUCUGUCCCCAACGGUGUUUGAUGGCACCACUCUGCAGGACAUGGAGUUUGGUAACAAGAUUGCCAUUCUGUCUGGAGAUUACCUCCUGGCCAAUGCUUGCACUGGCUUGGCUACCCUUAGAAACACCAAGGUUGUUGAGCUGAUCAGUACAGCCAUCAGUGACUUUAUGGAGGCAGAAUUCAUUGGAGAGCGAGAUAACCAGGGAAACCCAGUUCCUAAUGAAACUAUUACUAUGCAAGAUUGGAAUGAGAAGAACUUUUUAGCUGCUGGCAGUUUGAUGGCAAAGUCCUGCCAAGCAACACUGGUGCUGGCAGGCCACAGUGAAACAAUGCAGAUGAAGGGCUUUGAAUUCGGGAAAGAGAUUGCCCUUGCUUGGCAGGCUUACAGUGACCUCCAGCCCUUCACCGACCUAUAUCGUCACCCACCUGGGACCUCUAUUGACAUGACCUCAGCCCCAGUCAUCCUGCACCUAAUGCAUGACCUUUCUCUGCUGGACUUUGUAGCAGCUGCUGGUGAAUCCAUGGAAAACUGUGAUUUCAAGAAGAUCCACCAGGUCAUCAUGAGUGGCAGUGCCGUAGAGGAGGCCAAGCAGCUGUGUCAGUCUCAUGCCCAGCGUGCCCUCAAUGUUGUGCAGGAGACAUUUGACCCUUCAGAUGCCCGCACAGCACUAGAGAACAUUAUAAAUGCCCUGAAAAUAUACUAAGAGGAGAAAGUUGGUUUUGCUGCAAGAGUAGGCUGUACAUCAUGUGCAAUAUUGAAAAAAAAUUGCUUGAAAUAAUACAUUCUAAGUGCCAGGUAACUGGUGUAUGGUACCUAAAUUAACAUAAAAGGGAGGCUCUAUUGUCACUGUAUUCUGUAAGAAUGCAGGAAUGCAGUUUUAUUUACUUUUCAAUGAGUUGGUGAGGAGUGAGCAAAUAUAAAGAUGUGGGGGGUUGGAACACCAGUUAGAUGGACUGAUGGAGGGAGGAGCAUGAGGUAAUAAGGGUGUUGUUCUCACUAGGGGGAAAUGGGUAUAGGCAAAAAUGGGAAGAGGUGGAGACACUGCUUUGACCAUCUGCAGGAGAGAUCUUAUCAAAGGUGGUUGGGCACAGGAGCCACCACACAUUGGUGUCGCAAGCCAAGCUCCAAAGAAUAUUCUGUUAACCUAUCAGCCUCUGACUACAGCACAUUGCAGGGCACGUCUGUGGUCUCUAGUGUUUAGUGCCUGUUGGAAAUUUGUAAAUACCAUCCUAUCAGCAUGGGAGUGGACAUGACAACCAGUUUAGGAAGUAAAGAGUAAAGAAUUGUCACGUAAAUAAGGGCAGUACCAGACACUUGAACUGCAAAAUAUAUUGAAUGGAAGAUGCUGUCAUCACAAUGAGUCUUUUGUAACAGUGCAAACUUUAUUUUUAUAACAAAGUAGAGCAUUGUUUAGAUUACAGUUUGGGGAAUAUUAAACCUCAUGGAGUAGUUUCUUAUAGAAAAUUGUACAGCUGUGAAUUUUUUCCGUAUAUAUGGGCCAUUGUUAUAACAAGGUAUCUCAUCCUUUAAGGA
Eriocheir sinensis (Chinese mitten crab) is the source of this 2180-nucleotide messenger RNA. It is a transcript of the gene Pdss2, whose product is annotated as all trans-polyprenyl-diphosphate synthase PDSS2-like. The transcript is spliced from 8 exons. The record is from RefSeq and is a predicted model, not a curated record. Gene Ontology annotation, cellular component: mitochondrion; transferase complex. Gene Ontology annotation, biological process: isoprenoid biosynthetic process; ubiquinone biosynthetic process. The coding region runs from base 148 to 1350 and encodes 400 amino acids. Lineage: Eukaryota; Metazoa; Arthropoda; Malacostraca; Decapoda; Varunidae. Gene Ontology annotation, molecular function: prenyltransferase activity.